AUGGUAUACUUGGAUGCUACUUUCCUUACUGGUAGAUUCAGAGGUUGCUUGAUGACAUCUACUGGGAUCAAUGGUGGUAAAGUUAUACUACUGUUUUUCCCACUUGAUAUGGCACUAGUAGGUUCUGAGAAUAACGACAACUGGGAGUGGUUUUUAAGAAAUUUGACUCAAGUUGAUGAUUCAUUCCACAGCUUCUGCUACUAUCAUUUGAAGAAUAAUUUACCCAUCACUGGCUCAGAUCCUAGGUACACGCUUGUGCUGGACCAUUUCCAAGAAGCGACAUACACACUCUCACCUGAAAACCAUGCUAAGGCCAUACAGAAAAUUAGAGAUUUGAAUUGCGAUUGUGUGGCCGAUUACAUCGAGACCAUCCCACCUGAAUCAUAUGCGAAUGCAUAUUUCAAAGGCUGUCUUUAUGGACGCAUAACUAAUACUCUAGGAGAAUCAUUCAAUAGAUGGAUUUCGGUUCACAAGAAGAUGCCUGCAUCUGCUCUUCUUGAGCAGGUUAGGAGGAAAGUAAUGGUAAUGAUGGCUGACCGUCGUGAUGAUGGCGCUAAUAUGAUGACUCCAUUAACUCCAGAGUAUGAGGAAAAGCUUGCGGCUCUUCAAGAUGAAGGUUUGGAUUGGAAAGUAUUGGUGGCUAGUCCUACCGUGUUUAAAGUUUUUAGCGAAAGUACUCACAUAGUGAACCUCGAACACAUGACUUGCACAUGUCGAAGGUGGUGCUUAUACCGUUUUCGUGCUCAUGCUCUUGCAGCCAUAUGGAAGAUUAAAGGUGAAGUUAUUGACUUCAUUUCACCAUAUUUUACAAGUAACUAUUUUAGGAAGACUUAUUUGCAUGUCAUCCAGCCGAUUACCAACUACAACAGACCUGCUGACAUUGAUCAAGACAACACCAUCAACCCGCCUAUUGUAAAGAAACAACCAAGUAGACCCCAAGGGAAAAGGAUUUUAAGUAAAGGUGAAAAGAAAGUAAAGAGGAAAGUUCAUUACAGCAAUUGCACGGAAGCAGGUCACAACAAGUGUGUAUCUUCAGAACACAGAGGGGAAAUGCAUGUGUAA
This is a messenger RNA of Papaver somniferum (opium poppy), 1062 nucleotides long. RefSeq lists its product as uncharacterized. NCBI's taxonomy places the organism in Eukaryota, Viridiplantae, Streptophyta, Magnoliopsida, Ranunculales, Papaveraceae. The coding region runs from base 1 to 1062 and encodes 353 amino acids. The record is from RefSeq and is a predicted model, not a curated record. The transcript has 6 exons.